This is a messenger RNA of Cuscuta campestris, 1624 nucleotides long. The record is from the annotation of a GenBank genome assembly. Lineage: Eukaryota; Viridiplantae; Streptophyta; Magnoliopsida; Solanales; Convolvulaceae.
CUGCACAACUGGAGGCACGGUCCUCCCAACCACGACCAUUUUUGGGGGCCCGAUGGGCCUGACGUGGAUCCACCUUUUCCGGGGAGCCCCGGCAUCAAAAGCUCUGAGCAAUGUCCGAUGGGCUCGGGAUCUUCUCUUGCAGAAAUUGGCUCUCUGGUUCUCUCUACUGCUCACCCUCUGAGCAAAUCAAAGCUUUCCCACUUGGGUUAUUGCAGGUGGCGUGAGGAGGGAAUGCCCAUUGGAGUCUGUCAACCGCCGGAUAAGCCUGCCAGACCUCCAUUACCCAUUCUAGUUAGUGAAUUUAUACUCCUAUUUAGUUCUCUAAUCUUCCACUUUAGCUGUAUCAAAUGAAUUUUUUAUACUUAUCCUAUUUUAUUUUGACUCAUUUUCAGUUUAGUUAAGUUCAUAUCAUCAUGCUUUCUGUUAAGUUAUACUCAACUAACAUUUGGUUAAAUAUGAUUAAGUUAAAUUUAGUUCACCAAAAAAUGGACUCCAAAUUAUUGAGAAUUAUCAAAAUGCCCCUUAAGAGAUUAUUGUCAUUGUUGUCAUCAAUAAAGAACAAGCUCGUAUUAUGUUUUUUUUGUUACUUUACCCUCAUUCAUAAAAUUUGAGGUGUUUAGGACUUUAGGAAAGUGGACAAGUAAAUUCAGAGUGAAUAUAUUGUUUGUUUUCAUUUUUGCGAUGUAUUAUAAUGAUGAUUGAAGGCAAGAGGGAAAUUUAUGCAGCAUUUGAUUUUUACUUAAUCCAGCUUUCACCAAAAGAAAUCCCAUCUCACAAACAAUUGGGGUUACCCCUUAAUGCCUAUAUGCUUCAUAAUCUUGCUCAUGUGGAAUUAAAUUCCAUUGAUUUGGCAUGGGACACUGUUGUUCGAUUUUCACCAUAUCUUGAGCUCCUUGGUGAGGGAUUCUUUGCUGAUUUUGCUCAUGUGGCUGAUGACGAGAGCCGCCAUUUCGCUUGGUGUUCUCAGAGAUUGGCUGAGCUAGGGUUCAAAUAUGGUGACAUGCCUGCUCACAAUCUGCUUUGGAGAGAAUGUGACAAGACAUCUUGUGACAUUGCUGCACGCCUGGCUGCUAUCCCACUAGUCCAGGAGGCUAGAGGUCUAGAUGCUGGUCCCCGACUUGUGCAAAAAUUAAUUGGCUUUGGAGAUCACAGGACUGCAGACAUCGUGGCCCGAAUUGCAGCUGAAGAAGUAGCACAUGUCGCAGUUGGUGUAUCCUGGUUUUCUUCUGUUUGUCAGAAGAUGAAUCACCCACCUUGCAAUACUUUUAAAGAUUUGUUGAAGGAGUAUGAUGUGGAGCUGAAGGGACCAUUCAACUAUACAGCCAGAGAUGAAGCUGGGAUCCCAAGGGAAUGGUAUGCUUCUUUAUCCUUCAAGAAAGAAGAAGAUCAAACACCUCUUUCUCAGGUGUAUGAUAGACUGGCUUGCAUAGUUUCUAUGGAAAAGGAGAACUCUAACAUGCAGAGUUGAUUCCAACCAAUCUCCAAGAAGAAAGUUACUGGUACAUUUCUUUGAGGUGAUAAUUUGAACUCCAAAGUGGUUAGUCUGCUGACAUUUGAUUCUAAUAGAUUAGACAUUUUUGUCAAAAUCAUUAACUCUUGUUUUUAAUAAUGUAAAACUUACUAG